UCAAAGCAUUUUUAUAUUUAUCUCGUUGCUGCUACUUGGUUCGGUUCCUCAUUAUUCUUAUCGACCCAACAAAUCAUCCCUCGUUUUGAAGGAAAGGUUGAAACUUCAAGCCCCCCCCCCUUCUUCUCCUCUCUCUGAUUUUUCUGGAUUUAUAGCUCAGAUUUCGCCUUUUGUACGAUUAUUCUUCUUCUUCCUCAUCAUCUCGUCGCCGGGUUUCAUCAAACGGGUUUGCCUCCCGACUCUUGAGUUUCGGUUCAUCUCUUACUGUUCGUCCGAUCGAAGCGUCUCCGACUAUCCGAGAUUCUCUUACUCGGUGUUUCAGUCUGAUUUCGCCGAGUUACCUCGUUUCAGAACUCGGGUUUUCUCUUGCACUCGGUCUCUGGACUCGUUUCAGGAAAUUGGGUUAUCACGAAUCGGUUCAAAGUUCAUUGGUAUCAAAACGAAUUCAUCACCAGAGUGCUUGGAUCAAGCUGCAUUGACGGGAAAGCUCGUUGCUUUUGCAUCUGGGUAUCUCAGUUCUUCGACCAGAAAUCCGAUUCGCGUAAUCUGAAUUGCUUGAUCACAUACCCAAAGCCCUCGUAGAUGAUUCGCGAAAUCUCCGGCGUACGAAAAGACACCAUAAACAUCCAAGAUCGUUGUUCGGGCACCAUAAUGGACGUACGAAGAGACAGCAACAGAAACAUCAGCUUCCGACCACCGCCGAUGGAGAAGACGGCGGCAAAGCACGAGAUCCGGGGAACAUUGUCGGCGCAGAACAGCCCGAGAAGGCUGAUUCCGGCGAGCUACUUCAGCCUGGAGUCUUUGGUUCUGCUGGUGGGUUUGACGGCGUCGCUGCUGAUUCUUCCGUUGAUUCUACCGCCGUUGCCUCCGCCGCCGUUUAUGCUACUUCUGGUUCCCAUUGGGAUUUUGGCUGUCCUCAUGAUCCUCGCCUUCAUGCCUUCUUCUAACGCCAAAGCUGCAACUUUCUCCUAUCUGUAAAAAAAAAGGGGUCUGAUCUUGUUUAGGGUUUUUUAACUAAAAAAAAAAUGAAGUAUUUUUGCUCAUACAUACAUACAUUCAUACAUACAUACAUACGUACGUUACUGUUUUCUAUCAUAAAAUAUAAAAAAAUAACGGAAUUAAUCCAUUUGGUAAAGUAAUUGUGUCAUUCCUCAUCCUUGUAUAAUUUUCUGAUAUAAACUACGAUAAUAUCCACUAUAAAUUGAAUU
This is a messenger RNA of Tarenaya hassleriana, 1208 nucleotides long. RefSeq names its product ARGOS-like protein. NCBI's taxonomy places the organism in Eukaryota, Viridiplantae, Streptophyta, Magnoliopsida, Brassicales, Cleomaceae. The coding region runs from base 583 to 978 and encodes 131 amino acids. The transcript has 2 exons. The record is from RefSeq and is a predicted model, not a curated record. Gene Ontology annotation, biological process: positive regulation of organ growth.